AUGACGCGUCCCAAUAUGAUCAAGGCCACCAAGAAGGCCAUCAAGGACAGCCCCAAGGAGAUUUUCAACUGGUAUCUCCUUUUCUGCACCUGCGUUUGGAGUUUCUCUGGUGUUGCCAAGGGCUUCGAUGAAGGAAAUAUUGCCUCUCUGGUCAUCAUGGACUCCUUCAGGUCUCGAUUUGGUAUUGCCAAGCAGUCCGAAGCCGACUAUGCAAACACCAAGGGAUGGAUUGUCGCUAUUGCCACUGCCGGUGCUGUCUUUGGCUGUCUGGGCUGUGUCUGGCUCACUCAGAGGCUUGGUCGCACCUACACGUUUCAACUGUUCACCAUUAUCUACAUCGCCGGUGUCCUUGGCCAGACCUUCAGCGACGGCAAUCUAGGUGCCCUCUACGCCACGCGUGUCAUCGCGGGUCUCGGUAUCGGUGCUACUACCGUGUUGCCUUCGGUCUAUAUUGCAGAGAUUUCCCCUCAGCCUAUCCGUGGUCUCCUGACUUUGCAAUACACCUGCUGCCAGCAGCUCGGUGUCGUCUUUGGCUUCUUCUUCAACUAUGGCGUCACACAGUAUCACGCCAACACCGACCUCCAGUGGCAGCUGCCAACGGCUCUGCAGGUCUUGCCCGCCGUCAUCUGGGGUAUCGGAUCAUUCUUCACCCCCGAGACCCCUCGAUUCCUCCUCAGCAAGGGCAAGCGCAGCCAGGCUCUGGCUACCCUCUGCCGCUUCCGAAACCUCCCCGAAGACCACCCGUACGUCCAGGCCGAGUUCCAGGGCAUUGAGAACCAGCUCAAUGCCGAGAUCGAAGUCGUCGCUGGUGCCUCGACCCUCGACCUUGUCAAAGAGACUUUUGCCGACCUCUCUAACCGUCGCCGCUUCAUGCUCAUGUUCUCCUGCCACGUACUCGGACAGUGGUCUGGCGCCAACGCCAUCACGCAGUACAGCCCGACCAUCUUUGGCUACCUCGGCAUCGUCGGCACUGAGUCGCGCUUCCUCGCGACCGGCUUGUACGCUGUUGUCAAGUUUGUGUCUGUGCUGCUCUUCUCCAUCUUUGUCAUCGAUUUCAUCGGCCGCCGCCGGUCUCUGAUGACGGGCAUCGUCCUCCAGAUUGUGACUCUGGCGUUCGUGGGCGCAUACCUGCGAGCCACAACGGGCAUGUCGGUUGCCGUCAUCGAGGCCUCGGCCAGCGCCAUGGCAGCUUCCCGCGCAGCAAUCGUUGCUAUCUACAUCCACGCCCUGGCCUGGUCCAUCGGCUGGUUUUCCAUUCCCUACCUUGUCUCGGCUGAGGUGUUUCCCAUGCGCAUUCGCUCCCUCAACGUCUCGGUCCUCAUGGCAGUCCACUGGGCCAUGUACUUUGGCUGCUCGCGUGCCAUGCCUUCGCUCCUCGCUGCCACCAAUCGCUUUGGUGCCUUCUUCUUCUUCAUGGGCAUCUGCGUCAUCUCGCUCGUCUAUGUCUUCUUUGCAAUGCCCGAGACUUCUGGUCGUUCGCUUGAGAGCAUGGACAAGUUGUUCGACCACCCAUGGUACAAGGUCCACAAGAUUGCCUACCCGACGGCCGAGGAUCUGAAGCCUGCUGCUCGCAGAGAGCUCGAGCCCGAGUCGAAGAACCUCGAGGAGGCUGGCAUGGCUGAUCACGCCGAACGGACCAUCUCGAACCAGGAAAAGGACUCGCACAGGGCGUGA
Molecule: messenger RNA, 1674 nt
Organism: Microdochium trichocladiopsis
Lineage: Eukaryota; Fungi; Ascomycota; Sordariomycetes; Xylariales; Microdochiaceae
Product: general substrate transporter
Exons: 3
Coding region: 1-1674 (557 amino acids)
Biological process (GO): transmembrane transport; carbohydrate transport
Cellular component (GO): membrane
Molecular function (GO): carbohydrate:proton symporter activity
Source: RefSeq, a predicted model, not a curated record